UCGUUGUCGUCGUAGUGUCAUCAUCAUCAUCAUCUUUAUGAAAAAAACUUCUUCCUUCUGGAACAAAUGAUACAAUUCGGGAACAAUAACAUUUUAUUAUAUUUAUAUAGUAAAUAAAGAUUUCGACCUACAUACAGCUAAAUAAACAACACACUUCAUUUGGUCUACAUCACAUAAUUGAAAUACUUGAAAAUAUGGAGAGGGCCAAAGGUAGCCACCAAGGACUCUAAGAGAGCCAAAGACCAAUGGCUCUAAGAACACGUGAUCAACGCUAUCCAAUGACGAAGGGGCUCGUGAAACCUGGCGACAGCCAGCACAUUGAAUCCUGUUGUCGGACAUCAACUAGAGAUUGCUGACAAUGACACUUCUUCAUGCAGAGCCAAUAAAACCGCAGGCCCGUCACCUGACAGUGCGAAUGGCGCCGUCGUUACUUCUAUUCAUUUUGAUGUGGGGUUCACUGGUACGUGGUUUGAAGGCAGAGAACGUUGAACUCUCAGGGACAAAAGAAUCCCACACAAUAAUACACCACAAGUGCAAGGGAGCUAAUCUGACACUGAAUGAGCCCACGGCAAAUGUUACCGUCCUUCAUGUCUUUGUAUUUCUCGGGAGAGAAACUCUAGCAAGCACCUCGAUACCAGCUACAGGAAUGUUUAAGGAUCGUCUAAUCGUGAGCAAUGAAGGAAAAGUGACUUUGAACGAUUUGACACCAGAUGACCAUGGAAGAUACCGAGUUGAAUAUCAACUGGCUGAGAACAAGCACACGUACAACAUCAGUCUGGUUAUUAAAGAACCACCUGAAACCAUAGACGGGAAAUUAUUUGUGAUGAAAAAGUACUCGCCAAACGAAAACUCUAUUCGACUGAUGUGUGGCAUGUUUACAACUCUGGGGUUUCCACCAGCUUUAGCCGUGUGGAAGGAUCCCGCAGGUCGAACACUAAGCAGUGACGGGUUUAAGGAUGAGUACUUUUACCUGGAUGUACCUGCCGACACGGCGGACUCUGGUGACUACUGCUGUCAGCUGGACUGCCGAGCCCCCGACUUCUGUUGUCUUGACGACCAGUCGCCGCUAAGGUCGUGCGCAACUGUGCACGUGCGGACAAAUAAGAAGAUAGAGGUCACGCCGACACCAAAUAUUUCAUUGGAACCUUUCACGAAACUGCAAGAAAAUGUCUCAAACUCAACUAAGAAUUUGGUUGAUUUAUCAGAGCUUCAUAUUCAGAACUGUAGCAACCAGGCUGAUGAAUACAUGAGCAAAGUGCAGACAUUGGAAGAAGACAUUCGGAAAGAAUUAGAGAAUGUGGUAAACAUCAGUGCAGAGGCUAGAAGGCAGCUUGAGAAAGAAACAAUGCAGAUGUUCUGGAACUUUCAGCUGCAGGUAGAUUACAACUUGUCGAUAGCUGUGGAAUCUUGUAGGGAACUUCAGGAACAUUUCAUGAAAGCAGCCACAGGACUGGAAUCAAAACGGACAAAUACAUCGGACAAAGUUGAAGCGAUGGAACAAAGAUUAGACACAAAGUUAACUGAAAUACAACAGUAUAGCGAUAAAGCUGAUGGCCGACUAGAGACUAAUGUGAACUAUUCCAUAGAAAGUCUACAGAACUUUCAGAGGCAGCUUGAUUAUAACAUGUCUUUAUCUCUGGAAUCCUUCAAGGAACUUCAGAAGCGUCUAAUGGAAACGGACAUGAGACAAGAGGUAACAUGGACAUCUGUCUUAGACAAGGUCGAAGCUUUGAGGAAGAAAUUAGAUAAAGGUGGAGAAAUAGAGAUACAAAUAUCAGAAGUGUCGGGAAUAGUAGACGAGUUGAAACAGAGGAUCGACGUGGACUUAGCUGAAAUACGAACUUCUGGUCUUGCCGCUGACAUAAUACUAGAGGCAAACAUGAACCGCUCCUUUGAAAUUCUCCAGAGCUUUCAAUUGCAGCUUGAUUACAACAUAUCUAGCUGUGAACUCACUAGAUGAAAUUAUGAAGCAGCUAGUGACUUCGAGCAGAGACCUAGAUACAAAAAUGAUCAAUGUUUUCAAACCAAGUUGAAAAACUGAGUCAGCGACUUGACAAAGAUGGGGAAAUGGAUGUCAGACUGACCAGAAUUUCCGACAAAGUGGAAACCCAGGCACAGAGGUUAGGUACAGAUUUGGCUGAACUACGGAUUGUUACUGCCAAUGGUGAUAAAACACUUGAGACAAACACGAACCGCUCCUUGGCUAGUCUCCAGUCGCAAAUGCAAGACAUAUUCAAGAAAGCUGACAGUUACGUUUUAUUGUUUAACGAAACGAUCAAAAAUCUUCAAACUAAGUCAACAAAUGAAUUGUCGAAUUUGAGACAAACAAUAAGCAGUGAUGUAUCAAAGUUAGAGAAUCGAUUAAUUCAAAUGAUUUCAGAAGUAAGGAGUUCAAAUCAAGCGGGACUGGCAGACUUGAGACCGAAAACAGACAAUCGUGUAUCAGCGAUUGAGAGCAGACUGUCAGCCAUCGAGAGAAGAUUCGAUAGCCACGUGACCACCAAUAGCCAGUUGAUGAAAACCAUCCGCUCAGACAUAGACAUGUUGGACAAAUCAGGUCGAUGUCGGAAGAAAGGUUACACAUGGCACUCAGAGAAAUGCUUGAAGGUUCACCUUUUAAACAAAUCAUACUACGAUGCCAAACGGUUCUGUGAGGCAGAAGGGGCUCACUUGUACAUCAUCAAAUCACGUGGUGAUGAUGAGGCACCAUUGCGUUUCGCAUUAAAGCAAGUUGGAGUUGUUUAGGACUAAACAAUCGCUACACGGUGGGAGCAAAUGACAAUGGCCGUGAAGGAAAGUUCUUCUGGGAUGACGGGAGUUCUCUUCCCACUUCGUCUGAGCUGUGGAAUACAAAUGAACCAAACAGCUGGGGCGGAAAUGAAGACUGUGUAGAUGCUUUUGUGACUGAUGACGGCUUGCUGAUCAAUGACCACCCUUGUGAUCUUUGGAGUUAUUUCAUUUGUCAGUACGACCCUUAGAAUAGGACAUUAAAUCAAUGAGUAUGUCUCUUAAAGACUCUACAGUCAAAGUAAAAUACUCUUCAUCAACUUUCGUUAAUUAUACAUUUUCUUUUAAUAAAAAAAAAUGGUGUGUGCUUGUUGUCACUCGUUUAAAUUUAAAUCAUGUUGGAGUUGUGUUCUUCACAUUUACAAAAAUAAAGGAAACAACAAAAGGAUGGUAGAAUAUCAGCGUACAGCAGCAAAGGAUACCUUGUCAGCUGAUGUAGGUUAAAAAAUAAAUAUGUCACCUCGUGUUAUCCUUUAUAUAACAAAGUAUGGCAACACCGACGAGACUUGCCAGACCUUAAGGGAACAAGGCAAACGGACUUUAUUUACAGGUAGUAUAGUAAUAUACAAUUCUUGCUUAAUUACUCGCUUUAUUACUUAUAUACAGGGAAUGGUAUGUUUUCCAUAUGGAAUGUCUACUUACAAACAACUCUUUCUCGUUCACAUACACCUACAAAUACUUGCACGCACACACACACACAGAAUGUCACACUUGCCAUGGAAAGCGUCUGUUUGAGAAAGAUACUUUGUUGGGCACAUAAUAUGCGUGUGAAACCUACAAAAGGGGUACGUAUACCGUAUACAAUUGUAAAUGCCACCCUGCACAUACAAAAUAUUGCUUAAUAAAAGUACCUUUUCUUUGUAA
Molecule: messenger RNA, 3651 nt
Organism: Pomacea canaliculata
Lineage: Eukaryota; Metazoa; Mollusca; Gastropoda; Architaenioglossa; Ampullariidae
Exons: 8
Coding region: 359-1960 (533 amino acids)
Source: RefSeq, a predicted model, not a curated record